Molecule: messenger RNA, 567 nt
Organism: Symbiodinium natans
Lineage: Eukaryota; Dinophyceae; Suessiales; Symbiodiniaceae
Source: the annotation of a GenBank genome assembly
AUGACUCCUUGGACGACUCCGAUUUGUCCAAGUGCAAUUCCAAUUCAGAAUAUUGCCAGGAUGCAGGUCUACUCCGUGUCUCCGGCGCUGAAUCGGCGGACAUUUUUCACUGUGUCAAGGGCACCAUCUGCACCUUCAAUGUCACUGGGGACAUGCUUCAAACUGGAGACCAUGUACAGCCCACUGCAUUUGGCAGCCGUUGUGGCGCUGCUGCCGCGGUGUCCGACUUUGCCAAUCCACGGCCUGAGGCAGCUGGCAAUGGGGAUGCUUGGUCUGAUGAGCAGGCUUUCAGUUUGGGCAUCGCCAGCAAUGGGGGCCGGUACGAGAUCUGCUACUGUGCGAGCUACGACACCUCUGAAAGGACUGGGAAGACUCAGCUUGGCCAUGUGCAGAGCAAAGCUGUUGAGAGCUUGCCCAGUGCUCUGCGAACUUGAUAUGCCUUGCCUUACAGGACGAAUCACUACGAUGCUGCAUCAGGCAACACGGCCUGUGACAGUGACGUGGAAUUCACGCACUCUGCGGGCGCUCUCAUUGCAACGUGGCGGAUCGGAGUUGCGUCGGGCUUAA